UGCUGCCCCAGCUGUUUCCUGUUGAAAAUGUCUCCGUAAUGUAGAUAAAUGUGAGGGAUUUUCUCCACUAAAUCCGUCUCCUGUCCGCUAAAUCUCACGUCUCCGAAUCGAGCCUGCGCAAUGGAACAAAGUCGGAAUAUCGAGACGUGACACCGGCACCGCGUUUCCUCCUCGCAGCUUCUUUUAUUGCAGCUUUAAAAAAUAUAUACAUAUAUACAUAUAUACAUAUAUAUAUUUAAUUUUACUUAUAUUAUUUUUAUUUUAAUGACUUUGGGACAAGUGUUUUCUCCGGACAAACGCUGGGAUGUCUAAAGGACAUUUGGGUAAUGUCCUAAAGUGGACCAUGCGCUGUGUGUCUCGGGGCCGCGCGCUCUCCCGGCUGCUGCUGCUGUGCGCGCUCGCGCUGACGCCGGUGGAGUCGAGGGCGGGUCCUGAGACCCUUUGCGGGGCGGAGCUGGUGGACACGCUGCAGUUUGUGUGCGGCGACCGGGGCUUUUAUUUCAGCAAGCCAACAGGCUACGGCCCCAAUUCACGGCGCUUGCACAACCGCGGCAUUGUAGAUGAAUGCUGUUUCCAGAGCUGUGAGCUAAAACGACUCGAGAUGUACUGCGCACCAGCCAAGUCUGGUAAAGCUCCAAGAUCCGUACGAGAGCAGCGGCACACAGACACGUCCAAAACACCAAAGAAACCUAUAUCUGGCCACAGCCAAACAUCCUGUAAGAGAGAGAAAAAAAAGAGGAUGGUGAGGGAACAUCUGUUAAUAGCUGCUAAAACGAGGUUCAUCAGAAGAACUCAAGCCGAGGGAACACCGGGGGGAGGAACUACCGGAUGUAGUUAAGUGAAGGAUCGGAGUGGAAAUAUCGGACAGUGCGACAUCGAAAAGCGACGGAAGAGAAAGUAGAACCUUACCUGGUCUUCAAGAGGAAAACAAAACAAACAAACAAAAAAAAAGCAAAACAAAACAAAAAAAAGGAGAAUGGACCAGUUCAAUGUACAUACACCCGAGUCACGACUGACUGUUUUUCGACACUGCACCAUUCCACACUGGGGAGGGACAACAUCUGUCCAAACAGCAAAAUUAAUAUAGCUGCUAAAAUGUGUAAUAUAAUAGCGGCUGCUCCAUAUUACGGCAGUGGGAAACCUCCUGUAUGUAUAAGAGAGCCACUGGAAACUUUAAUGGACCCAAACUCUUUCACUUCCUGAUGGGUGGGAUAGAGCCAGUGGGUCACUGGAGGAGAGGUGAAGGUUUUUCUAUGCUAAUGGGUGAAGUGAACGCUUGCAACGGUCCCUCCCACAUAUACAUCCACACACACACACACACACACACACACACACACACACACACACACAUGCCUUCACAAUUAAUUCCAGAUUGCUGCAACCCAGUGCAAAAUUCAAGCUGGCAGCAUUUCACCACCAUUUCUGAUUAAGCUUUAGUGGAAAGACAGUACACAAGCUCAAGCACUGAUGAGGAAUAUCUUUGUUUUUUGUUUUGUUUUUUUUUUUCGUACAAAGAAAAAGAAAAAAGAGCUUCAUCGGAACGCCAUUUAGACAGAACGCUCGUUCAAAACAGACGCUUCACUUUCAGGACGACGAACACGGCUAAAGCAGGAGGACGUCUUAUUGUCCAUACGUUAAAAGAGGAACAGAAAGUGUCAGGAAAGGGUUUAUAAAAUGGGCAACCGUGUCUAACGAAGACAGACGAGCUCAACUUCAGAAAGCGUCGCUGCUUUGAUGAUAAUGACAUCAGACUGCAUGAUUGGUUUUGAGAAAAAAAAAAAAAAAGCCAAUAUUUUUACCAAAGCAUGUACAUCACAUACAACAGUAAGCGUUUUCACCAAAGCCUGGCAAUAUUAUACAAUCCCAUUAAAACUUUUCACACAACCAACAUCUCUGAGAAAUACAGGGAUGGACAAAUUACUAACCUUGAAUUGAUGUCUGAGGUUUUAAGUUUUUAAUUUGUAGUUGCUAAAGAACAAAAAAAAUUGCGCAUCUGAUUCAUUUUUAAUUUGAUACGUAGCUCUUUUUAGAUAUAACGUACCUCAGUGCUGUCACUAUAACACAAGCUUCCGAAUACCACCUGCUGCACUACAUACAUCAGUCAAAGCACCAUGUAGCUGUUGGUAGAACGAAACACAAUCGUUAGCAGCGUAGCUAAGACUUUUCAUCGAGAGGUGCGAACACAAACGUUGCUAGCAGACGAUAAUAAAAAACUUUGUACGUUACUCUUACUGUGCAUUCAAGUCCAACCGGGAAGCUCGUAUUUAAUAUUUACAACUUGGGAAGACGUAAUUAUGACAUCCAUGGAAUUCGAGUCAAACAAUAUGAAGGUGUAAAAAUACAGCAAGGUUUUAAACGUCUGAUUUUAGAAAGCCAAAAAUUGUUCAUUAGUGUUUUCCUAUUUGAUGUUUUUAAUCAAUUCAAGAAGCGACAGUAAAUUUUAACGUUGCAUAUUAUAUCAAAAUCGAACCACUUCUCUUCCACCGUUGGUCAAUUUACUUGCUUUUCAUUUACUCACCUCAUAAACCCCAAAUAACUGAAAUCAGCUUGAGACGAGUCAACGUUCAAUUCCGACAACAGUGAUUUCUGACUAACUCGUAAACUGUGAGCUCAAAGAAAUUCCCACUCGUAAUUCGGAAUUUGUGGUGCGUUCAACUAGCUAACACUCCGUGUAUCUCAAGCUACAUUUUUGCAUUAUCUUAGCUAACAAUAUCCCACAACUGGGCUAAACACGGGAUUGGGAAGCUUGUUAAUGAAUUCUCUGAUUUGUCCAUCCCUUAAUAAUAACCAUAAAAUUCCCACAAGAUCACCACCUCUGAGGAAACAGGCUGCACAUGGAGCCCGAUGUUCUUCCGGAGCUUUCUUCUAAUCCAGUGGACUGCUUUUGGAAAUCCAGACUGUGAUGUUAAAUGUUUUUUUGCCUAGUUAGAGAAUCUUCUAUCCAAAGUCCAAAAUUUACACCAUCACACUGUCCUCUGUCUAGCCGUCUCUGUACUCAAUAAUCAUAUUUAUGUUAACCAUCUCAUUUCCUUAUUGUUUUUUUUUUUUGUUCAUUACUUUAUGUGAUUUACCAUACAUGCUGUCAUAUAACAGAACAAUAUAAGAAUUCUACCCACUAUAUAAUGGUGCUAUUUUGUAGUAUAGUGUAGUAGUAAGGGUUGGUGAAACGUGAUCUGGCCUGGGCGAGGGAGGGAUUGGGCUUGCCAGGAAUGUGAACUGAAAUUUUGGAGGUUUGGAUAUGGAGGUCUUCCCUUUUUUUUUUGCACAGCCUUGUAGGCACCAGUCUAAUAAUGCUCUUUUUUAAAAAUUUUUAGCUAAUGAUGUAUUCUAGCUAAUGUAUUUGUGUAACAUCUGUAAGCAAAUCGAAGAAACACGUUGCGAACCCGAGAAUUAGUCUAGGAUAUUUUAUCCAAUUUAAGUUAUUGAUAGUUAGAUUUACUCGAGAUCCCUAUGCCAAAUAAGUAAAGAGAAAACACUGUGAACUACAAACUUUUGGUUCUGUUAAAGUUCUAAACAGCAGCUAUGUUUACAUGCAAGUUUUCCACUUAGUGCGAAUGAGUUCAGAUUCCGGGUGAACUGUUUAUAUGUAGCCUAAAUAGGGUGGGGCUUUUGUUUAUAUGCAUGUAAUAUUUUGAUCCAAAAUUCUGCACAUGCGAGGAGGUUGUAGGAUAAGUGUCAGCGUUACUAUAACAACAAAGUGCAUGGGAGUUCAGUCACUUCAGGUUUUUAUUUUUUAUCAUUUUUUCAUCUAUUCUCUCCCUAAUUUCCUCACAUUCUAAGUCCCACCCACCAGCCAACUCUCCAUCAUAAGACAGCUACUGUUCGAGGAGAGUGAAGACUACCAUGUGGUUCCUCCAAGACCCGUGAAUCCAUCCAAGACCCGUGAAUCCAUCCAUCCAUCCAAAUUUUUUUUUUGAAUUGCUGCGUCACAGGGCGACUUAACAAACUCGGAGCAAAGCGCUACAGUAUCUGCCCUCUUCCACAUAUAUGUGUGCACAGACAUGCACGAUUUGCUAGGGUCACUGUGAUUGACAGGGGAGGGGAAAGUAUGCCACUCCUCCCAUCCACUUUCACAAUAGAUGCUUGGGGAAUUCAAGCACACAAUCUCCAGAUGAUGGAGCGAAUGCUUUUCUAGUGCGUCACUUGAAAAAUGACUUUUUAAUGAGUUUGAAAUCAUUUCCGUCUCUAAAAACGUGGACGGGAGAAUUCGGGUUUGUUGUCAAAUCCGAGACCAGAAUUAGCCGAGAUCAAAUCAAUAUAGAAUCUUAAUGGGGUCAAAGUCAAGUCAAGACCAAGUCCAACAACUGCCAUAUCUUUAUUCAUGCAUUGCUCUAAUGAUUAGUUUAUUUUUAUUUUUUUAGAAAAAAAAAGACAUCACACUCUCAUUCAGCCUCUUGGCUGAGACCAGGACCCUGUUUUGUGCCCAGGCCCUGAGGCAAUUAGGAUUGUCAGUAUUAUUCUAAACUGGAAAACAGAUUAUUAGACUGCAUGUAAACAUAGCUAGUGUAGCUUUCCCUUCACUACAUUACGCUACAUUUCAGAGGUUAAGAUUUAAGACUUGCAAUAAGAAUAAUUUUACUAUCCAAGCAGCUGAAUGUAAGCUAUGACAUACAGGGACCUUACCCUGUUACUGGGGGAUUAAUUCUCAGUUCUGGUCCCAAGUCCAGAUAAAAUGGAAGGUCAUCUUGUGUAAAACCUUGUGCCAAAUCAAAUAUGUGGACCAGAUGAUCUGCUGUGGUGACCCUGAACAGGGAGCAGCUAAAAGAACAACAAUGAUAUUUAAAUAAUCUCCAUGGUUUUUAAACAAAGGUUAUCCAGUUCUGGUCCGGUUCUGGUGUUGCUACAGCGCAUUAUUCUGUCAGAUUUUAUUUUUGAUUCAGCACAGGUUUUUUGCUGGAUGACCUUCCUAACACAACCCUCUCAUUUUAUCUGCGAUUGGGUUGCUUCAAUGCCUGGGAAUCAAAUCCCAGGAUGUUAAACCCCUUGAUGCAGGCUCCUAAGCUGCUGGACCAUCAGGGAUCAAAAUGUUAUAUAGCUGAUGGAUAAAUUAGCUGCACUUGGCAUGCUGUUCUGGUUUGUUACAAUGAUAAAUUACGGUAAUUAUGCUAGCACAGAUAAAAUGCUCUAUUUAAUUCAGCCACAAUAUCUAUAUCCAUAUCCACAUCUUGCAUACAAAUACGUAAAUAUUUGUCAAAACUUUUGUAUAGCCAAAUACAAAUUCUUAACAUUCCAAAGAUUUUAAAACGCUACUUGUUUGUUAUAAAAAAUUUUUAUUUCAUUCCAGUUUCUGUAAUGUUUUUAAUGUGUUGUAAACAUUGAAGUGAAGAUAUUUCUCAAGCUGUAUGACUCAGAUACGAUGAAAUGUUACGUUGAAGAUCAAUCCGACGGAAAUGAAGAGUUCACAAUGAUGGAGCUGCUCCAAAUUGUACAGUACAUUGAUAUUGUCAUCCUCAUGCUUUAACACGUCUCACAUAAACGUUUUUAGAAAAAUACAGAA
This is a messenger RNA of Tachysurus vachellii, 5497 nucleotides long. It is a transcript of the gene igf1, whose product is annotated as insulin-like growth factor 1. Gene Ontology annotation, cellular component: extracellular region. Gene Ontology annotation, molecular function: hormone activity; growth factor activity. NCBI's taxonomy places the organism in Eukaryota, Metazoa, Chordata, Actinopteri, Siluriformes, Bagridae. The transcript has 6 exons. The record is from RefSeq and is a predicted model, not a curated record. The coding region runs from base 305 to 838 and encodes 177 amino acids.